UUAAAUUCUAAUUAGAGAUGCAGGAAUCAAUGAUAGGGAGGUUGGACAGCUCAGUUCCCCAGUGCCAGCCCAAUAGACGGAUGAGUUAUUGUCAUGUAAAAAGCGCCAGCAAUAAGACCAACCGCUUUGCUAUUGUCCAAGUGGAAAGAGCCAAGUUUAUUAUGAGGACUAUAUGCUCUAGAGACCUCAGACAAGGCAUCUCAUAGGAGGCUUUUUCAUAAAACUAGGCUCUGCUGGUAGUAAGGAGGCCAGUUUGGAGGCAGGCGUUGAGCUGUGCACAUCUCCCCACUCCAGCCACCUUCUCCAUACCCAUCUUUUAUUUCAUUUUUCCACUUGGCUGAGCCAUCCAGAGCCUUUUCAAUGUAUAAAAUGGAAUAUUCUUACCUCAAUUCCUCUGCCUACGAGUCCUGUAUGGCCGGGAUGGACACCUCGAGCCUGGCUUCAGCCUAUGCUGACUUCAGUUCCUGCAGCCAGGCCAGUGGCUUCCAGUAUAACCCGAUAAGGACCACUUUUGGGGCCACGUCCGGCUGCCCGUCCCUCACGCCGGGAUCCUGCAGCCUGGGCACCCUCAGGGACCACCAGAGCAGUCCGUACGCCGCAGUUCCUUACAAACUCUUCACGGACCACGGCGGCCUCAACGAGAAGCGCAAGCAGCGGCGCAUCCGCACCACUUUCACGAGUGCGCAGCUCAAAGAGCUGGAGAGGGUCUUCGCGGAGACGCACUACCCUGACAUCUACACCCGGGAGGAGCUAGCGCUGAAGAUCGACCUCACCGAGGCGCGAGUCCAGGUGUGGUUCCAGAACCGCCGCGCCAAGUUCCGCAAGCAAGAGCGCGCGGCAGCGGCUGCAGCGGCCGCAGCCAAGAACGGCUCUUCGGGAAAGAAGUCUGACUCCUCCCGGGACGACGAGAGCAAAGAGGCCAAGAGCACCGAUCCGGACAGCACUGGGGGCCCAGGCCCCAACCCCAACCCGACUCCCAGCUGCGGGGCGAGUGGCGGCGGCGGCGGCGGCGGCCCCAGCCCCGCCGGAGCCCCGGGGGCGGCGGGACCAGGGGGUCCCGGAGGCGAGCCGGGCAAGAGCGGUGCAGCGGCGGCGGCGGCGGCAGCGGCGGCGGCAGCAGCGGCGGCGGCGGCGGCAGCGGCCGGAGGCCUGGCUGCGGCCGGGGGCCCUGGACAAGGCUGGGCUCCGGGCCCCGGCCCCAUCACCUCCAUCCCGGAUUCGCUCGGGGGUCCCUUCGCCAGCGUCCUGUCUUCGCUCCAAAGACCCAACGGUGCCAAAGCCGCCUUAGUGAAGAGCAGUAUGUUCUGAUCUGGGAUCUGCAGCGGCGGCGGCGGCGGGCGAGGCGGGUCCCCGCGGGCGAGUGGGUGAGCCGGGUAGGCCCAAGGCUAUUGUCGCUGCUGCCGUGGCUUUUCCCUGGAGAGCCUAAAGUAAUCGCGAUAAGAAUAAAGAGAAAACGGCGUCGCCCCCAUUUCAAGCCCACUCCUACUCCCUCCCUUCACCCCCAGACAAAACGAAACACCUCCCUGGCUUCGCACCUGCCUCGGGGCCGCGCGCACCGGCCAGGGGGCCCCGCUUGCUGCCCGGGAGGUGUGAGCGACGCGGCCUGGACUCGGGGAGGGGGGUGGAAUCUCAGGGGGCUAUGUCUGCGUGUCGGUGUGUGUCUCGGGGAGUGUGUGUCUGUGGCCCGAGCAGGUGACAGGGAGAAAGACGGCUGGGAGGCCACAACCAACUCAGUGACUUGCUUAG
Capra hircus (goat) is the source of this 1746-nucleotide messenger RNA. RefSeq names its product paired like homeobox 2b (gene PHOX2B). Gene Ontology annotation, biological process: regulation of transcription by RNA polymerase II. Lineage: Eukaryota; Metazoa; Chordata; Mammalia; Artiodactyla; Bovidae. The coding region runs from base 361 to 1308 and encodes 315 amino acids. The transcript is spliced from 3 exons. Gene Ontology annotation, molecular function: DNA-binding transcription factor activity, RNA polymerase II-specific; RNA polymerase II transcription regulatory region sequence-specific DNA binding. The record is from RefSeq and is a predicted model, not a curated record.